AUGGCGAGGCGCUUUGGGAGAAGGUGGAAUGGCGAAAUGGAUGCCUUUUGUGGGGAGAAAGUAUUUCGGAAAAUGAGUAACAGAAAACAUGAUGAAUGUUUCGUUGUAGUGAAGAUUACAGCAAUAUGUCCUCCUAGUCUGCUUAGAAGAGUAAGUGAUCUAUUGAGAUGGGAAUGCAAGGAUAAAUCCCUUCAUCUUCCAUGGAAGCUUAGAACUUUCCCAAUGAUAUCUGAUUCGAGCCCUUUUUAUCUCCAUUUAGCCCACCAAAGAUUAAUGAAACUUCGCGAAAAAUGCGUCGAGGCGAAUGUUCCUCUGUUAAUUGAUGCAGAAGAUACAUGUAUUAACUACUUUGGGCACACCGCAUCAAUCAUGUAUCACAAAGAUGAUAAGCCUAUAGUAUUUGGGACAAUUCAGGCUUAUUUGAAAGAUGCAAAAGAGAGAUUGGUAAAUGCAAAGAAAGCUGCAGAUAAAAUGGGAGUUCCAGUUGGGUUUAAAUUGGUGAGGGGUGCAUAUAUGUCAAGUGAAACACUAUUGACUUCUUCUUUGGGUGUCAAGUCCCCAAUUCACGAUAGUAUUCAAGAAACACAUCAGUGUUACAAUGAUUGUGCAGCUUUUAUGCUUCAAGAAAUUGCCAAUGGCUUGUUCUUGCAACCCAUAAUUUGGAAUCAGGACAAUCAGAAUCUGCAAUUUGCACAACUAUAUGGAAUGUCAGAAGCCCUUUCUCUUGGUUUAGUUAAUGCAGGUUUUAGAGUUAGCAAGUACUUGCCAUUUGGACCUGUUGAGCAAAUUAUACCGUAUCUUGUAAGGAGAGCUGAAGAAAAUAGAGGCCUAUUAUCAGCUUCAUCCCUUGACAGACAUCUCAUGAAGUAA
Fraxinus pennsylvanica is the source of this 870-nucleotide messenger RNA. Lineage: Eukaryota; Viridiplantae; Streptophyta; Magnoliopsida; Lamiales; Oleaceae. The record is from the annotation of a GenBank genome assembly.